Molecule: messenger RNA, 4616 nt
Organism: Chinchilla lanigera (long-tailed chinchilla)
Lineage: Eukaryota; Metazoa; Chordata; Mammalia; Rodentia; Chinchillidae
Product: zinc finger protein 14-like
Exons: 4
Coding region: 1204-3453 (749 amino acids)
Biological process (GO): negative regulation of transcription by RNA polymerase II
Molecular function (GO): DNA-binding transcription repressor activity, RNA polymerase II-specific
Source: RefSeq, a predicted model, not a curated record
GUAACGCCAACAUGGCAUGGAAUUUAUUGUGCCUGGGUUGAAGAAGAGAGCAUGAUAAGACUUUCUGCACUGAACAAAGAGAAUCAUGUCCUUUUUAUAGUGAUGGUGGGGGACAUUAAGCAGGAAGAUCCCAGUGAAUAUCUGUGGUUAAAUUGUUUUGGCAGUCUUGCAUCUUAGUGGACUGAGUCCUUUUGGAAAGUGUCCAUUGUAAAAUUUUGGGUGUCUCUAAGAUGUCUCCAGGACCUGCAGAAUUGCUUGCCCAUCUUAUUGCCUUUCCUGUGUUUGCCAGUGACAGCCUCAGUGCUGAGCUGAGUUCCCUGCAGAGAGUAGUGCUUCUGCUGGCAAGCAGACUGGCGGCUGGGAGAGUCAGGCCAGGUUGGAGACUUGCAGCUUUCAUACUUGGGAAUGUUUACCCUCAUCAUUCAGGUAUUACCUGGAGAAAAGUCUGAAGUUUGUCUGCGGGAGUUGGAAUAAUUGCUUUUCUUUUAUCUUUACUCUUUUGCAGACUGUUACUAUCUUGCGACCCCAAUGUCUUUAUUUACACAAAAAUUGAAUUCUUCUCAGGGGCCUUAUAUUCAUUUGCAUGGAUGAAAAUGGGUAGAUUGAAGGACAGUGUGAAAAUCUUGGCAGUGAAACCGACUGCCUCAUUUCCAACAGCAGGUCUUGCCUCUAUUCCAGUUUGUCCUAGGGAUACCCAGACUCAUGAUGUUUUCUAACAUCAGGAGAGUGACUCAUUCGUAGGACAUUCACCUUGAAACAUUUAUGACUCACUUUCAGGAAAAUUCCAGCGAGUACAUUAAGAAAACCAUGGAAGCUUUGAAAAACCAGGAUUAAAGCCUUUCAGUGCAAGCAUUCUUCAUUCGAGAUGAAAUUGUCAUCAUGGAAGAGAGACUGUACCACAACUUCCUGUGUUAGAAUUUAUCAUCUCAGCUCCACCCAAACUGGUAGACUUUUGCUCCUCAGGUUAAACUCAGCUGGAGGGCCCGUUAUGGAUCAGGAGCCAAUCAGCGAUGAAGGUGCGGUCUGUCCAAAGUACCCAAUCAGCUGGGCUGAGGGAGGAGGGCACUUCCUGUGUCAUGGCGCCAAACAACACUGCUUGAUUUCAUUACUGAGAACGCCCACCUGACUAGACCACACUUUUCGGUAACUUCUGCUGGCUGCAACCUGCAUUCGAAGGAUCCUUGGAGACUCUCACGCCACACAAUGGAGGCAGUGACCCUGGAGGAUGUAACUGUGAACUUCAGCAAGGAGGAGUGGGCUCUGCUGAAUCCAUCCCAAAAGAAGCUCUACAGAGAUGUGACUUGGGAAACAUUUAGGAAUAUAAAGGCUAUAGGAAGGACUUGGGACAACCAGCAAAUGGAAGAAGAAUACAGAAAUUGCCCAGGAAAUCUAAGAAAUGUAGAAGCAUUAAAAUACCAUCAAUAUACAACUUGUGAUCAGUAUGAAAACAUAUUCAAUUGGACUCCAGAUACUACUGUGAACAAUCGACAUGCUACUUCAAUGCCAGCUAGAAGUCUUGUUUGUAGAGAGCCUCUGGUUGGGCAUUUAUCAAUAAAUGUGCCCAUUUUACAUCACACUGGGGAGAAACCACAUGAGUAUUUUGGAGUUGAUGACAAGCUGAAUAAAUGUAAUGAACAUGGAAAAACUUGCAGUGAUUUCCAGUCCUUUCAGAAGCAUGAAAGGACAGAGACUGGAGAGAAACCCAAUCAAUAUGAACAAUGUGAGAAAUCCUAUUCUGAAUUUAGUGAAAAUACUCACUCUGGAGAGAAGACUAUUGCUGGUGAGAAAAGUGUCAAAGCCUCCAGCACCCUUAGUGGUUUUCAAAUGCAUGAAGGAAUUCUCAUGGGGACAGAACCAUAUGUAUGCAAGCAAUAUGAAAAUACUUUCAAUUCUCAAAGUUGUAAAAUUCUUGAAAGGAUUCAUAUGGAGGAGAAAUCCUACGUAUGUAAGCAAAGUGGAAGUGCAUUCCAAUCACACAGUUGCUGCCAAAGAUCUGAAAGAAUUUGCACUGGGGUGAAACCCUAUAUAUGUAUGCAAUGUGGGAAAUCAUGUAGUACCUACAGUCAAUGUCAAAGCCAUGAAAGUAAUCACAAUGGGGAGAAACCUUAUGCAUAUAAUCAAUGUAGGAAAGCUUUCAACAGACAUAUUUAUUGUGAAAUAUUGGAAAGAAAUCAAAGUUCAAAGAAACCUUAUGUGUGCAAGCAAUGUGGAAAGACAUUCAGUACAAAGACUUAUUCUAACAUACAUGAAAAAAUUCACACUGGGGAGAACCCUUAUGUGUGCAAGCACUGUGGGAAGGCAUUUACUACACUCCAGUCCUGUCAAAGACAUAAAAUAACUCACACUGGAGAGAAACCUUAUGUGUGCAAGCAAUGUGGAAAAGCAUUCAGUACAAAGACUUACUCUAAUAUACAUGAAAAAAUCCACAGUGGGGAGAGCCCUUAUGUGUGCAAGUACUGUAGGAAGGCAUUCACUACACUCCAAUCUUGUCAACGACAUGAAAGAACUCACACUGGGGAGAAACCUUAUGUGUGUAAGCAAUGCGGGAAAGCAUUCAGUACAAAGACUUAUUCUAAUAUACACGAAAGAAUUCACACUGGGGAGAAACCUUAUGUCUGCAAGCAAUGUGGGAAGGCAUUUGCUACAUAUGGAUCUUGUCAAAUGCAUGAAAAAACUCACACAGGGGUGAAACCUCAUGUGUGCAACCAGUGUGGGAAGGCAUUUACUACACACAAAGAGUGUCAAAUACAUGAAAGAAUUCAUACUGGGGAAAAACCUUAUGUUUGCAAGCAAUGCGGAAGAGCAUUUACCAUGAGGAGUACUUAUAAAAGACAUGAAAGAACUCACACUGGUGAGAAACCUUAUGUAUGUAAGCAAUGUGGGAAGGCAUUCACUACAAAAGAUUAUUAUAAACUACAUGAAAACUUUCACACUGGGGAGAAACCUUAUGUGUGCAAGCAGUGUGGGAAGGCAUUCACUAAACACCAAUCUUGUCAAGUACAUGAAAGAACUCACACUGGGGAGAAACCUUAUGUUUGCAAGGAAUGUGGGAAGGCAUUCACUACACACCGAUCUCGUCAAGUACAUGAAAGAACACACACUGGUGAGAAACCUUACGUUUGCAAGCAAUGUGGGAAGGCAUUCACUACAAAGGGUUAUUAUAAACUACAUGAAAAUUUUCACACUGGGGAGAAACCUUAUGUCUGCAAGCAAUGUGGGAAGGCAUUCACUACACACCAAUCUUGUCAAAUACAUGAAAAAAUCCACACUGGGGAGAAACCUUUUGUGUGCAAGGAAUGUGGAAAGGCAUUUACUACACAUCGAUCUUGUCAAAUACAUGAAAGAACUCAUAGUGGGGAAAAACUUUAUGUGUGCAAGCAAUGUGGAAAGGCAUUUGCUACACUCCAGUCUUGUCAAGUACAUGAAAGAACUCAUACUGAUGAGAAAAUGUAGGUGUGUAAGCAAUGUGGUGAGGCAUUCGGUACAAACUUAUGUCAAAGACAUAAAAGAACUCAGUGUAAGAACUGUGUACAAGCAAUGUGGAAGAGCAUUCACUAUAAAAUGUCAUACAAUAUGUGAAUAAAGUCAUGCAGGGUAGAAAACUUAAUGUGUGCAAGAAAUUUGGAAUGACAAUCACUGCAUAGAAUUCUUAUACUUGAAAGAAAUAACACAAGAGAGAAACCUCAUGUGCAAGCAGUGUAGGAAGCUAUUUACUAUAAGGAGUUCAUAUACAUGAAAGAACUCACAGGGGAGAAACCAUAUGCAUGUGAGCCUUGUGGAAAAAGAUUUGCUUAUAUAUAUAUAUAUAUAUAUAUAUAUAUAUAUAAUUCUCAUACUGGAGAAGAACCCUAGGUGUAUGAACAAUGUGAGAGAAGCAUUCAUUGAACACAUUUUUUAUCAACUCAAUGAAAAAUGGCACACUGGAGAGUGACCCUGUAUAUGCAAGCCUAUUUUCCAAACUUGUGGAAAUACAUCACAUGAUGGAAACCUGUGCACAUGUAAAUGAAAAACAUAUGAAUAUAGGUUUUCCAGAAAAUACACUUCUAGUGUACUUUUCAUUUCCAAGUAGGGUUAGUAUUUAUACAGUUUUGAUUGUUUUGUUUUUACUAUAAGGAGGUAUAGGCUGCUAAAAAUAAAUUUUAUUAAUAGUUUUUUAAUUGGGAUUUCUUACUAGCUUUGUAAUUUUCUUGGUAUAUAUAUUUCAUAUUCUGUCUACAAAAAGAUAAUUUUGAAUUUGAUGUAUAUUAAAUGUGUGCAUAUUUAGAGACAUGGAGCGUGUUUUUUUUUUUUUAAAAUUCCUUUACACACAAAUUAUAGAUCAGCAAAUAUUGUGUUUUUUAUGUCCUUACUUGAUACCUGCAUAUAUCUCAAUAUAGUUAUGUCAUGUAAAGCAAAUAACUUCACCUAUUUUGCUUUCAUAUUGAAGUGUGUAAUAUGAUUUACCUAAAAUUUUGUGUUCUCACCAUUAACAUUUUACUUUUCUUAUAUUGUUAUGACUUUUGGUGGUGGUUUUACAAAAGUUUACACAAAAAUAUAAAUCAUACUGCUGUGAGUUUUUGAAUGUGACACAUCAGAUAGACCAUGCCUUGUCUAAUAAAUAAUAUCAUGAAUUAUAA